AUGACUGUUGUUAUCUACGGUUCCUUUUCAUUGUUUCUCAACAUUGACUAUGAAGUUCGUCUUUCAUACUCCCUCGUGGUUUUCAGUUUGAUAUUCCACCCAUAUCUUAUGGUGUUUGGACCUAAAAAGCUUUCCGUCGCCUAUGGCCUUACAUGGCUUAGCAAUUUAUGGUCGCUCAAGUACAGGUAUCCGUCGGCGGUUUACUCGCUACGUACGUGCCCUUUCAACAAUCGUCAAUCGAAAACGAAUGGAUUCUUCGGUUGUGCUGCUAGGUAUCUGUGGGCGAGGGGACAGAGAUAG
This is a messenger RNA of Dicrocoelium dendriticum, 300 nucleotides long. The record is from the annotation of a GenBank genome assembly. NCBI's taxonomy places the organism in Eukaryota, Metazoa, Platyhelminthes, Trematoda, Plagiorchiida, Dicrocoeliidae.